CACGACACCUCCGGGGACAUUGGCAACGCUGGGCGAUCACCCGACACUCAAAAGCUUCAGUUCUUGCUCCAAUAUAUCAAAAACAAGGGGAACUCGUGGAUGUUGGAAGUGUGUCUGUACGCGUUUUAGUGGAAGUGAGCUCCGGUGCAGUAUUUAUGUGUGGUGCAGAUAAACUGUGUCGGACAUGGAGCAGCAGAACCAGGAGAAGAGGAGAGGCAGUACUACAUGUCUAGUUUGUGGCCGUCAAGGUGGCAACACUGUGGUUGUCACUAGUGUUCAUAGUUUUGUUUCUGCUUCAGGAACUCCUUUGUCGGAUUUCCUUGUAAAGGUUGUGGGAGAAGAUCCAUGUUACUCUGUAAGUGAAGUCAUCUGUCAGCAGUGUUUUGUACUUCUUGACCGUUUGGAUGCUUAUCAGGCUCGAGCUGCUGAGAUUCAUACCCAUGUCACUUCAAGAUACCGUGACACAAAGCUUGAGUUGUUGGGUCAGAGACAACGUAUGAGCGAGCUAAUAGCAUCAUCAUUGUCUAAUGUCCAGGAACUGCGCCAUGGAACAACUCUCAAUGUCAGUGAUGAACUUACUAUAACUAUAGUUCAUGAAGCAAUGCCAAAAAGAAGAAGACACUAUAGAUUACAAAAUAGUGCCGCACUGAACCAUGUGAAAUCAACAAAAAAUGCUCAGAAUACAGUUAAGUCCGUGAAUGGAAGGAGCAGUGCUAUAAGUCAAUAUAUGUCGCCUAAAUUCAAAAGAAAGCGAACAGAUGAAGCGUUUGAUCAUAGGUCUUUUAUGGGGAAAAAGAAAAGGAAGCUAUUUUCAGGUGGAACUGAUGCCUUAAGUAACAAUAACAAUAUAUGCUAUGACAAAAAUGUAAAAGGCUUGAUGGUAGCCAAGGACAUUACAGAUUUUAAUCAUGUGAACUUGGAGCGGAAGGAGGAGAUCAGUGAUUUGAUGGGUGAUCUCAGAGGGAGUAGUGGUGAGGAAGAGGAUUUCAGUGAUGACACCAGUAGAGGUAAAGAUGAGGAGGAGGAGGAGGAGGACGAAGAUGAAGAAGCAUUGGACGGAGCAAAUGUUUUAGAUAUUGGCAAUAGUAAUCUAGAAGUGGGUGAUAAUGAUAAUGAAGAAGAGUCAAGUGAAGAAGAGUCCAGCACUGAAACUGAUAAUGAUGACAGUACUUCGGGAGAGGAGGAGGAAGAUGAUGAUAGCAAAGUUAAUAAUCUUCAGAAAUUAACGGGCAAGAAGGAUGAAGAUGAGGAAGAGGAUGAAUUUGAAGACGGCCAGACACAUCCUGGUGAAGGCUUUAAUACUACUGCCAAGAGGUCAUUGCCACCCUUAAGUUUGAUGUCGCAAGAUCAUGUAUCAGAGUCUCCUAACAACACCUCAAAACUAGAAAUACAAGUUACAUCUCAGAAACAAUUGAUGGAAGAGAUGCAAAUGAACCAACUUCAAAAUCAGUCAGAUAGUCAGGCAGUACCACCCCAUGUUGCUGAAGCCAUGAUAAUGCAGAGUCCACUUGCAACAUCUCUCCUACAGUCUUUUCUUGCUACAUCAUUAUGGUUUGGUUCACCAGAAACAUCAAAGAAAAAGAAAAGUGGAGGGCAAGCCAAACAGAAGCAGUUGCAACAAGAUUCAGAUGACCUUACAAGAGAGACUUUAGCAGUUGCUGCUGGGUCAACAAAAGAUAAAAAGAAGCGACAAGAACUAAAGAAUACUGGCCAGAGUUAUGUGAAUACCAAGGGAAAGCUCGUAGAUGCAAAGAGAGUAUGGCCACAGGACUGUAGUAGAUGCCCUUUGAAAUGCAAUGCAAGAAUAAGUGAAGAAGAUCGGCUUCGUAUAUUUGCUGAAUAUUGGGGUUUGGCAGAUUAUAAUUUGCAGAGAAAUUACUUGGCAGCGCAUAUGCAACGGGAAGAGAAGUUGGGUCCGAGUGGGCUAUUAAGGACUGUUAUUCUGUACUUCCUCUCUCGGGACAAAGAUACAAAAUUACAGGUUUGCCGUCAAUUCUUCUUGAAGACUUUAGAUGUAUCAGAAAAAGCUUCAAGAAUUGUUUUGGAGAAAAUGGUUCGUGGUGAACUGGGGACUGAAGGAGGUGGCCCAGCUACACCACCAUUGUUUAGUAAUCGUCCACAUUCAUCACAAGGAGAUAAUGAAAAGUCCGGUAAAGAAGAUGGUGAAGAUGAUGACGAAGAGGAAUUGAAAAGUGAUGACUUGUCUUGAGUGAUAAUAGAUCAUAUAUCUGGACCAUUUUUGUAUGUUUCAACUUGCACUCAUCAUGUAGUUUAUAGUUUUUGUCAUGUCUGAAGUAUGAGGUGAAAAGACAUCACAGGCUACAUGCUUAUAAAGCAAAGGCAGUAUAGGAAGAGGAUGUGUAGUAAAAAUUCAAGUAGCUGAGGCUUUCAAGGACCAAUAAGUUUUUGCUUGUGCUUUAUUAUUAAACAUAAUUUGUACUAUAAUAGGAUUUUGAGUAUUUGUAGCCUAAGAAGAAAAAAAAAGCAAAGAAAUGUCUAGGGAAAUGGGCAGCUCAUUUAAGAAACCAAAUGGAAUAUGUAAACUCUGUAAUAAUUUAUGGAGAUCACUUCUUGUGCUUGAAAUUUGCAGGAUCUACAGUCACAUUUAUUACCCAUUAAAAUUGGACAGUUUAAACUGCUGUCGGAGUUCAGAAAGUGUAUGAGUGAAGUAGUAGUGACAUGAAAUUUUAUAGGUGAGAGUAGUGCAUGGCUUUGUUAUGUAUAUUUUAGAUGUAUUGCAAUCGUUUCCUAGGUGUAAGAGUCUCCUCCAAGUGUCAUUUUAUAUAUAUUUUUCUUUUUACAAAUAAAUCAAUAGCCACAUA
Molecule: messenger RNA, 2822 nt
Organism: Penaeus chinensis
Lineage: Eukaryota; Metazoa; Arthropoda; Malacostraca; Decapoda; Penaeidae
Exons: 10
Coding region: 185-2209 (674 amino acids)
Source: RefSeq, a predicted model, not a curated record